This is a messenger RNA of Liolophura sinensis, 2110 nucleotides long. Its product is annotated as NADH dehydrogenase [ubiquinone] 1 alpha subcomplex assembly factor 3-like. The transcript has 5 exons. The record is from RefSeq and is a predicted model, not a curated record. Gene Ontology annotation, cellular component: mitochondrial inner membrane. Lineage: Eukaryota; Metazoa; Mollusca; Polyplacophora; Chitonida; Chitonidae. Gene Ontology annotation, biological process: mitochondrial respiratory chain complex I assembly. The coding region runs from base 18 to 788 and encodes 256 amino acids.
AAGCUUUACAAACAAUCAUGUCCGGUGUCAUUUUACGAUCAGCGCGAAGAUGCCUUCGAGGGUUUCAAAGGCCAGCGGUGCAGCUUUGUCGGAGCCAACAUGAUGAUUUAGUGAUGGACUAUAAAAAGACAGAAAUUAGUGUACAGAUGUUAAGUCAAGAGGAGGAUUGGUUGAUGUAUGUAGAAUCAUACAGUCAGCUGGGCUUCAGGCUUAACACGGGUGUCAGGAUCAUAGGGCCCUGUGCUGUCUUCCCUAAGUCCAUCCUACACUGGAAUGUCAAAGGGGCAGAAGACAUUCAUGAAUCUUCUUUAUGUCUCUUUACUUUAUUAGAACCCAAACUCGAUAUUCUCAUUAUUGGAAAAGGAGACCGAUCGUCCUCUGUCAGUCCUAAAUUAUACACCUACUUACGCUCAAAGAAAAUUAAUGUGGAGAUUUUACCUACAGAUCAAGCUUUGGCGACAUUCAAUUUUCUGAAUUCUGAGAGACGAUACGUUGCUGGUGCCUUUAUUCCUCCCGAGUACACACACACUUUUAGAGAUGAGGAUGCUGGUAUGGGAGAAGUAUUAGAAAGAGUAAAUAUUUAUGAAGCCAAAACAGACUAUCACGUUCCACAUCACAGUGUUGAUGACCUGGAGGGAUGGAAAGAAGAAUAUGAAAAAGCCAAGCAGAACGUUGCGACAUCUUUCUCAGGCGCUAAAAUACGCCAAUCAGAUAAGGCGGACAGUGAUUCGUCUGAAAAGGAUGCCACAUCUAAGAAGGAUAAAACAGGCAAUCUGGAAAAGCCCUAGCUUUAUACCUUGUGGAAGACAGUUACAUGAAUUUACUUGUGGCAGAGAAUGGACAGCUGACAAAGGAAGAGCAUAUGUUUGCUAGUAACAUGUGGGGAAAUAAUAUUACUUUAAGGAUAAUGACUGCUGAAUGUUCUCAAGUCAUGUUCGUCAACCGAGUGACUUUGUGGUUGAUUUAUUAUCAUAGUAGUAAAAUCUUAAUACAUUGCGCAUAUCUUCAAGUCUAAUAUUGCUGCUUAUGACUGUUAAAGAAGAGACAGCAACGCUCGUAUUAUGUCUACAUUCUUUUGCAGUAGGAUUACAGAGACCAUUUUUCUAUUGCAAAUGUCAUUCUCAAAAUGGUACCUGCUUUUAAAAUGGUUUUAAUUACAGGUAGAAGUUCUGAGAAAUACAUAUAUCUUCAUCUUUUUUUUAUUUAGACAUAUUUAUGCAUAGACACAUGGUUGACUACAUAUAAUAUUGUGUUACUAAAAGUUAGCUUAGGCAAAAGUGGGUCAGUGUCUGUGGAAAUUGACUAAUUGCUUUCAUCACUGUCUUACCCCAAAAUUUUGAGAUCAAUUUACUGAAUGUAGUGCGGUAUGAAUGACAUUAUUGGAUUCCUGCAUUGAUAGUCAUACAUUAGCUCCAUUCAAAUACAAAAUUGGUGAGGGAGUGGAUGGUGGCUUUGAGAUGCUUGUCUUUCAAUCGCUAGGACACACAAAUUACAAAUUCAAUCAGGGAGAUUGUAGAUUCCCCUGCUUGUCAGGCCAUUGGAACAGUCUUCCACCAAUGUGGUGUGCAUGUCUAUAGGUCAUGUGUGAGAGUUUGUCAGUGACUUGCCAUGAUUUGGUGGUUUACCCCGGUUUCCUUUGCCAUUAAACUGAUCGCUAUCAUACAAGUAUAAAAUUCUUGAGUAUGGCGUUAAACAACAAUCAGACAAAUUAAUCUUUAAAAAUCAGAGAUACUUAAUACGGCAUUUGGAGUCAUUCUAGAUCAGUGACAUUUAAAAUAUAGCAAUUAUUUAAAACAUUUCUGCAUAUUUGGUUUAUCUAAUUCUGCUUCAGCCAUGGUACAAAGGGGCAUGUUACCUUGAACUUUUUAAGAAUUUACAUGAAUUGUUAGAAUAAAAUCCCCAAAUAAUAAAGACAAAUUGACGAGAUCUUAUUUCACCAGUUAUAUGCGACCUAAAGUUUGCCAACUAUCACUUCAUCGUCGCUGCUCUAGUUUUGCGCUCUGUGCUGUAAUCUUUUAUCUUCUGGAUAGGCUUAAUAGUUUUUAAUGAUCUGUAUCCUUGUUAAUCAGAAAGGCAAUGUUUACUGAGCUUUGCUGUACCACAUCCAUCU